Messenger RNA from Cuscuta campestris, 628 nucleotides. The record is from the annotation of a GenBank genome assembly. Lineage: Eukaryota; Viridiplantae; Streptophyta; Magnoliopsida; Solanales; Convolvulaceae.
AUUAAGGCGUUGAUUUUGCUGUCAUCUAUGCCCGAGUCUUGGGAUACUGUUGUUGCUGCAAUUAGUAGUUCUCGUGGGUCUGAGAAGCUGAGGUUCGAUGAAAUCCGUGAUGUUGUUCUUAGCGAAAAUUGUAAGAAGCCAAAGAAGAAGCAGAAUCAGAAAUCUGGAGAUGACGGUGAUUCUGUAAAUUCAGCAGAGGAUAUUGGGGAUGCUCUAAUCCUCAGUGUGGACAGCCCAGUUGAAUCCUGGAUUUUGGAUUCUGGUGCAUCCUUCCAUUCGUCACCAAGCAAGGAGUUGUUCCAAAAUUUCAAAUCUGGAAAUUUUGGGAAGGUGUAUCUUGCUGAUAACAAGGCCUUGGUGAUUGAAGGGAAAGGAGAUGUCUCCAUAAAAACACCAACGGGAAAUCAAUGGACAUUGAAAGAUGUCAGAUAUAUUCCUGGUCUCAAGAAGAAUCUGAUCUCUAUUGGUCAGUUGGAUAACACGGGCUAUGCAGCAGAGUUUGGGAAAGGUUCUUGGAAGAUUGUGAAAGGUGCUAUGGUUGUAGCACGAGGCACAAAAUUUGGAACUUUGUACACCACUGCAGGGUGUAUUAACAUGGCUGCUGAUGCUGAUGGUGUUUCCAGUUCAA